UCCAUGCAUCUCAACUCACUGCAAUUCCCUCUCUAUUAACAAAAAGACUACUAGUAUUGUAUCUUAUUGUAUUGUGUCCAAGUGCCAAUGCAAAUGCAACUGUAAUAACAAAUAGAGAAAAACGAAAAUGAGCUCUGAGCUAAUUCACAGAAACCAAACAAAAGAUCAACCUGAGAAUCAAAUCACAGAUUCAUCAUCCUCGCCGCGCCGUGAGAGUUCGCAUCCGAAAACAAGAAACAUGCUCAACCGAGCUCCGUUUCUUUUCAUCGGAAUCGCAAUUGCCACUCUCUUCUUCCACUAUCUCCCUUCUCGAUUCACUCUUCCUCAACAUUCUAACACCGACUCGUCCUUGAUCGAAACCGAUUUGGCUCUUCCGACUCGGCGAGUUCUGUUGGAGGAACGCCGCACAUUACAAGAGAGGAGACAGAGAGUCCCGUUGUCCGUUGGAUUGAAAAACAAGAAAAACAAGAGAGUGCUGGUAACCGGUGGCGCCGGUUUCGUUGGAAGCCACCUUGUAGACCGUUUGAUUGAAAGAGGCGACAACGUGAUCGUGAUUGAUAACUACUUUACCGGAAGAAAAGAGAAUGUUAUUCAUCAUAUUGGUGAUCCGAAUUUUGAACUCAUUCGACACGACGUCGUUGAACCGAUUCUUCUAGAAGUUGAUCAGAUCUAUCACUUGGCUUGCCCUGCUUCCCCUGUUCACUACAAAUUCAAUCCCGUCAAAACCAUCAAGACAAAUGUGGUGGGGACACUGAACAUGUUGGGGUUGGCAAAGAGAGUGGGUGCACGAUUUUUGUUGACUAGUACCAGUGAGGUGUAUGGUGAUCCAUUACAACAUCCUCAAGCUGAGACUUAUUGGGGCAAUGUUAAUCCAAUUGGUGUGAGAAGUUGUUAUGACGAGGGAAAGCGUGUUGCUGAGACUUUGGCUAUGGAUUACCAUAGAGGCGCUGGCAUUGAGGUGAGGAUUGCUAGAAUUUUCAACACAUAUGGACCCAGAAUGUGCCUUGAUGAUGGUCGUGUGGUCAGUAACUUCGUUGCUCAGGCAUUGAGGAAGGAUCCAUUGACUGUUUAUGGUGAUGGGAAACAGACAAGAAGCUUUCAAUAUGUUUCAGAUUUGGUAGAGGGCUUGAUGCGACUAAUGGAAGGUGAACAUGUUGGCCCCUUCAAUCUUGGCAACCCUGGUGAAUUCACCAUGCUUGAACUUGCUCAGGUGGUACAAGAGACUAUAGACCCAAAUGCAAAGAUAGAGUUCAGACCAAACACAGAAGAUGAUCCUCAUAAGAGAAAACCAGACAUUUCCAAAGCAAAAGAGCUUCUUGGAUGGCAACCAUCUGUGUCCCUCCGUCAGGGACUUCCUUUGAUGGUCAAUGAUUUCAGGCUAAGAUUAUUUGGUGACUCAAAGCUUAAUGAGGCUAAAGGUGCAUCUGCAGAAUAGACUAAAAUUGAGAUGGAAAAUAAAGUUAAAAAAAAGCAAGUUAGUAAAAAUAAACAUAUAUAUGUAUAACAAAAUUUUACUUAUUUGGCUUGUUUCGGAUCAAAUUAGAUAUAUAUACGAUAAGUCAUUUGGUGAAGUUUAUAUAAAUCUGGCAUAGAAAUAAGCAGCAUCCCCGGGUCAUGGCAAGAAGAUGCACAAUUUUGUUGUAUUUUAUUUGUAUUUGUAUAACGUCAUUUACCAAUUUACCGACAUAUUAUUGUGGA
Molecule: messenger RNA, 1698 nt
Organism: Lathyrus oleraceus (garden pea)
Lineage: Eukaryota; Viridiplantae; Streptophyta; Magnoliopsida; Fabales; Fabaceae
Product: UDP-glucuronic acid decarboxylase 2
Exons: 7
Coding region: 128-1435 (435 amino acids)
Biological process (GO): D-xylose metabolic process
Cellular component (GO): cytoplasm
Molecular function (GO): UDP-glucuronate decarboxylase activity; NAD+ binding
Source: RefSeq, a predicted model, not a curated record